Otolemur garnettii (small-eared galago) is the source of this 543-nucleotide messenger RNA. It is a transcript of the gene SPMIP9, whose product is annotated as testis expressed 37. Lineage: Eukaryota; Metazoa; Chordata; Mammalia; Primates; Galagidae. The record is from RefSeq and is a predicted model, not a curated record. Bases 1 to 543 code for a protein of 180 amino acids. Gene Ontology annotation, cellular component: cytoplasm. The transcript is spliced from 3 exons.
AUGGCAGGUGUGGUGUACCCCAGACAGGCCCCGGUGGAUCUAGACAUAUAUCAAAGCUCCUACAUGAUCGACUACAAGCCCUACGGGAAGCACAAAUAUUCCAGGAUCUCACCGCAAGAGCAGGUGAAGCUCCAGGCUCAACUGCGGCAGAAAGAGUUUCAUAGACCUAUCCCCAACCCUAACCCUAAGCUAGCGGAUGGGUACCUUGCCUUCAGAAGACCCCACAUGACUGCCAAAGACCUAGGACUCCCUGGCUUCUUCCCAUCACAGGACCGUGGGGCCACUGAGGAGAAUGAGAGCAAGUUCACCAGCACCUGCCAUUUCACAUACCCAGCUUCCCAUCACCUGUACAUGGCCCAGCAUGAUCCCAACCGCGUCCACCAGAGCGCCGACUUUCCCUGCCUUCUGGAGCCUGAGCGACAACCUGCUGCUGAGGAGGGCAAAGGCUACUUACUACUGCCUGGCUGCUUCUGUCCUCAUCACAGUAUAGUCAAAGUCCCCAUCUUGAACCGAUGGGGACCCUUGGUGCCAUUUUACCCGUAG